Theobroma umbraticum is the source of this 737-nucleotide messenger RNA. RefSeq names its product nuclear transcription factor Y subunit B-9-like. Lineage: Eukaryota; Viridiplantae; Streptophyta; Magnoliopsida; Malvales; Malvaceae. Gene Ontology annotation, cellular component: nucleus; CCAAT-binding factor complex. Gene Ontology annotation, biological process: regulation of transcription by RNA polymerase II. The record is from RefSeq and is a predicted model, not a curated record. Gene Ontology annotation, molecular function: DNA-binding transcription activator activity, RNA polymerase II-specific; RNA polymerase II cis-regulatory region sequence-specific DNA binding; protein heterodimerization activity.
UUUUUAUUUAAUUUUCUUUUGUUGCUGAAAGACAAGACAUGGAACGUGGUGAUGGGUUCAAUCGUUUUCACAAGCAUGCAAAAUCAAGCUCCGGGUUGAGCGUCAUACAGCCUGGUGACUCCUCAAACACCAACAAUGGCGGCAACACCGCCAAGUCCAGCACCAUGCCUCCACCGUGCAUGGUGCGGGAGCAGGAUCAAUACAUGCCGAUAGCCAACGUGAUCCGCAUCAUGCGCCGCAUCCUCCCUGCACAUGCCAAAAUCUCCGACGACGCCAAGGAAACCAUCCAGGAAUGCGUCUCCGAGUACAUCAGCUUCAUCACUGGGGAAGCCAACGAGCGUUGCCAACGCGAGCAGCGCAAGACCAUCACGGCCGAGGACGUUCUUUGGGCCAUGGGGAAGUUGGGUUUCGACGACUACGUCGAGCCCUUGACUGUUUUCUUGGGCAGGUACAGGGAGAGCGAGAGCGAGAGGACUUCGUUGCGUGGUGAGCCCAUUUUGAAGCGUGGAAUUGACUAUGGGCCCAUGAUGAUGGCUCCGCCUUAUGGGCCUGGUCUCCACAUGGGACAUCACCACCAGGGGAUCUUUGAUGCUGCUGCAGCAGCCGCUGCCAUGGGAGGGUUCUACAGAGAUGGUUCGGGUGCAGCCGGGUCGUCGUCUUCACAGGCUUCUCUGACCAACAACUUUGAUCCAUUUGGUCAGUUCAAAUGAAGGGAAGCAAAGCACAGAUAUGAAUAA